UGCUCUUCAUAGUGCUACAAAAUAUUAUCAUUAUUUCUUCUAUAAAAACAAAACAAUUAUCAUCUCUUCUAAGCAGAGAGUAAAGAACAAAUUCAAGAUGUCAGAUACACUUCGUUUAGCUGUUGCUGUUCUUGGCAAUGCUGCCUCAGUUUCACUUUAUGCUGCACCAAUGGUUACAUUUAGAAGAGUAAUAAGGAAGAAAAGCACAGAGGAAUUUUCAUGCAUUCCUUACAUAAUUGGAUUGUUAAACUGUCUUCUUUUCACAUGGUAUGGAUUACCUGUUGUAAGCAACAAAUGGGAAAAUUUUCCUCUCGUAACGGUUAAUGGCGUUGGAAUUGCUCUCGAGUUAUCGUAUGUUCUCAUUUAUUUCUGGUAUUCUUCCCCCAAAGGAAAGAUGAAGGUAGCUAUGAUCACGACACCUGUUCUGGUUGUGUUCUGCAUAACUGCAGCAGUAUCAGCUUUUACCUUACAUGAUUCUCAACACCGAAAGUUACUUGUUGGUAGCAUAGGUUUAGGUGUUUCUGUUGCAUUGUACGGUUCUCCAUUGGUUGCAAUGAAGAAAGUUAUUGAAACAAAGAGUGUUGAAUUCAUGCCACUACCAUUGUCUCUUUGUGCUUUCUCAGCUAGUGUUUUCUGGUUAGCUUAUGGAAUCCUCGUUCGUGAUAUAUUUGUUGCGGGUCCAAGUGUGAUUGGAACUCCAUUAAGCAUUGUGCAGCUUGUGGUUUACUUUAAAUACAGGAAAGAAAGGGUGGUGGAAGAACCAAAAAUGGAGGAUUUGGAAAAGGGUGGGUUAGAGUUAGAGAAGGUGGUGGUGGUGGAGGUAGAUUUGGGGAAAGUGGAAAAGAUUGUCACAAAUUGUGAACAAUGUUAGUGAGGGAUUAAGGUUUAAGAUUUUAGAGAGAUAUAUUGAGAUUCCUUCUUUUAUGUAUUUUUUUUAUCCUUUGUGUAUAAUGUAACAAAAUGUCCCCUAGGCCCUAGUGAUGGGGGUGUACUGUAGUAAUCAAAUUAAAUUCUUACUUCUCCUUAA
Trifolium pratense (red clover) is the source of this 1027-nucleotide messenger RNA. Its product is annotated as bidirectional sugar transporter SWEET3-like. The transcript is spliced from 6 exons. Gene Ontology annotation, biological process: carbohydrate transport. Gene Ontology annotation, molecular function: sugar transmembrane transporter activity. Bases 98 to 871 code for a protein of 257 amino acids. Lineage: Eukaryota; Viridiplantae; Streptophyta; Magnoliopsida; Fabales; Fabaceae. Gene Ontology annotation, cellular component: membrane. The record is from RefSeq and is a predicted model, not a curated record.